This is a messenger RNA of Rhipicephalus microplus (southern cattle tick), 375 nucleotides long. RefSeq lists its product as uncharacterized. The record is from RefSeq and is a predicted model, not a curated record. NCBI's taxonomy places the organism in Eukaryota, Metazoa, Arthropoda, Arachnida, Ixodida, Ixodidae.
AUGAAUUCAACAACGACCGAGAAGACCGUCGAGAGGCUGCGUGGGGUGUUCGCAUCGUAUGGCCUUCCAGAGGAGGUUGUUACGGACACCGGGCCUCAGUUCACGGCAAAGAGUUUCACAGAGUUCCUGCUUAAGAACGGAGUGCGGCACGCCAGAACACCUCCAUACCACCCUGCGUCCAAUGGGAGCGCCGAGAGAUGCGUCCAGACGGUGAAACGGGAUCUUACGCUACAGCUUCUCGACGAAAGGUCAUCGGGCCAGAGUAAGACCCUAGAGCACCGCAUAGAUCUCUUUCUGUUCAGGUACCGGAACACACCGACCACAACCACGGGGCAGACACCGGCAGAACUAUUUUUGUCGUGGUCGCCCCUGUAG